This is a messenger RNA of Cladophialophora psammophila CBS 110553, 504 nucleotides long. RefSeq lists its product as uncharacterized. Gene Ontology annotation, cellular component: mitochondrial large ribosomal subunit; mitochondrial ribosome. The transcript has 3 exons. The coding region runs from base 1 to 504 and encodes 167 amino acids. Gene Ontology annotation, biological process: mitochondrial translation. Lineage: Eukaryota; Fungi; Ascomycota; Eurotiomycetes; Chaetothyriales; Herpotrichiellaceae. The record is from RefSeq and is a predicted model, not a curated record. Gene Ontology annotation, molecular function: structural constituent of ribosome.
AUGCGGGGACUGUGGAAAUAUCCCCUUCCAGUGCCCGUGGCACGAGACCACAGGGGUACUGCAGCAGAAUAUGCAGAUUCUGAGGACCAUGGGCUAUGGGGCUUCUUUGAUAAGUCAAAACAGGCACUGCUUCCACCUGAUGAUGAGUCGAGCCAUGGUCGGGCUUGGACAUAUAAGGAACUGUCCGUGAAAUCUUUCGAAGACCUCCAUAAACUGUACUGGGUGUGCGUCAAGGAACAGAAUCGAACCUUGACUCGAGAAAAAGAAAGACAACGUUUGAGAGCAGGUUACGGAGAAGUGGAAAGCGAAGAAAGAGUUGCUGUCGUACGCGAAACAAUGACCCUUAUUGGAGAAGUACUUGUCGACCGCCAGUUGUCGUACAAUCAAGCCCGAAUAUUGGUUGGCCAGAAAGAAGUGGCCGAAAUUCUUGAAGAACCACGGUCUCUUCUAGAGGAUGACGACCCGCUAGAGCAGAUGGAGUCAACUCCACAACAGAGGCAAUAG